UGCUGUAAUUUGAAAGUGGAAUUUAAGAGGGAGUGGAAAAACCUAGGAGGUUGCAGGAUGGGUUGACGAACACACUAGAAGCAGCAUUGUGUAUUGUUACGAGUCAAAGGGGUAAGGCUCGUAACAAACAAAAAAUUUAUGUACAAGGUAUUUAAGAAGUAAGUCCUCAAUAUUGUAUAUGUGAGUUCAGCACAUGUGCAUUCACCCAUAUGCGAGGACCCUGUUCCUACCAGAAAUUCAAUUAAUGCGAGCAAACUUCACCCUUAUGCGAGUAAGUGCGUCAUCACCGAGUCAUAUUUUAUCGGCUAUUCUCGAGUGGUGUGCGUCACUUCCGUCCACUUGUGCUCAGUCUCGCAUCAGCCCUCUUUCCAUGUGGACUGCUGGUCUAUCACUCCUGUGGAUUCUUCAUGAUUUUGUGUGUUUUUCACCCAUUAUCCAUAUUUUUCAAAUAAUAUGGCUUCCAAGCAUCCUGCAUUAUCUUCUAGUCCCUGUUCAUCCAUGAAGAGGAAGAGAACAGAGUGAACAUUGGUACUAAUGUUAGAAAUUUUAAAUCAUUGAGAUGGGUGAGGGAGCAUCAGCACUUGACCGUUACUACAACCUGGGCGAAUCCACGAUUCAAAAUAUUAAGAAGAAUGCCGAUAAGAUAUGGUAUGCUGUUCAGCAUGCAACACCUCUUUCGGCCAAAGUUACAACGAAGGUGAGAAAUCCAGAGAUUGAGAAGAUGGAGAAGAUACUUUUAAUGUACAUAGAGCAUGAAAACAAGAAAAGCAGGUUUUGCAAUAUACUGGGAUUUGGGCUGAGGCUCUGAAAAUCUAUGAACACUUGCGUUAAGAAAAGGGUUCUGCUGACAUAACCUGCAUCAUCUGAAAGUGACUGGGGAAACAGCAAGUGCGGAUCAUGUUGCUACAGCUAAGUUUCCCAAGGAGACUCAAGCUCUCAUAGCAGAGAAGGGGUAGAGCUCUAAACAGGUGUUCAGAUGGAGUUUUUGUGGAAGCAGCAAAACACAUGUCAAUGAAGAGAAUGGCAAUCUUUUUUUUAAAUGCUUAAAAACUUGCAGAGGAAGCAAUGAACAUGGACAUCAGUUUGGACAGAAGCCUGCAGUUUAAGUGUAGUUUAGAUAAUCUUACAGUCAACAAGGAGGUUUAUGGUGAAAACAAUGGAAAGCAAAACAGACCACUUUGUUACAAUUUCUAAGGCCUUCCACCUCCACCCAUGGCCCCUCAACCUCUAGCACACCCUCACCACUGGUGCUGUCUGAUGAGGGCAACACUCUUGAUGUUGGCCCUCUUGAUGUCACACUCCCUCAUAUGGAUUCCAACCCUGAUGACCCUGCAGAUGUCACUCUAACACCAUCACCCACUAUGUAAAACCUCUACCACCACCUCCAUCAUCUCGUGUACCCAAGGUGAUGCAUCUGCUCUUAUUGGUGUCGUCAUCGUCAUGGUGCAGUUCGAGGGUAAAUAUCAACAUGAAAGAUCAGACAACUUCGACGAAUUCCUCAAGGCUAUUGGAGUACCGAUGAUCCCCCGCAAGAUGGUGACGUCGUCUAACCCGGUGGUGGAGGUGGUGAGGGAGGGCGACCGCUGGACCAUCCGCAUGAACACUCUCAUCAGGACCAUCGAGUACAACUUUACCCCCGGCGAGGUUAUCAGCUCAGAGACCAUGGGUGGUUUGGCCCAGAACGUGUUCACCAUCGAGAACGACUGUAUCAGGCAGACGCAGAGAUCUGACACGUACACGACGGAGGUGAUCCGGGAGUUCUUCGACGACAGCCUCGUCAUGACCUUAACUCACGUGGAGUCUGGGAUCGUGUGUCACCGAUACUUUAGGAGGAUCUAACAUCACCCAGUUUAUGCUCUUAUCUCAAGCGUGACUACAAAAUGAUGAUCGAACACUAAGAAGUUGACGACUGUCUUCUACGCUGGUAUAAAGGAUGAAACAUCACGGAGUUAAGGCUCUUCUCUCAAAAGUUAUGAUAAAGCAGGAUCGAUCAUCACUGAGGUGACGUUCAUCAUCAGUAUUUAUACAAAAGGAGAAACUUACCACGGAAGUCACUCUCUUCUCUCAGUAUUAACACAAAAAGAGGACCAAACAUCACACAUUUAUACAACAUUCUUCAGAUUUCACGUAGUGUAGAUUUUAGUUCAGCAAGAAUUAUAAACAGUAUUAUAUUUUAAGUUGAUUGCAGUUUUAAGUUCUGAACUGAAAAUCUGAGACAAUAAUUUUACUGUUAAGUUUUAUUGCUAUUGAGAAUAGUAGUUGGAGUUAAGCCAGAGUUGAGACACAAACAACUGAGAUGGACCGGUGGAAUGGUGUCUGAUUGGCUGAUACUCUGUCCUGGGAGGAGCGAGAAAAAAAACCUUACUUUUGUGCAUUUAAUUUCAUGUCAGUCAGAAGAAAAUAGAAUUAAUAUUAUCUGGUCGGUCAUAGAAUUAUUGGAGUGAGGCGGUCGAGCGGAUACAACGUUCACCUCCUGUGCCGGGGAAGCGACUCCCGGGCGCUCCCAGUUCACCCAGCUGUAAAUGGGUACCUAAAAAGCAUACUAUAAUUUGGGGAAGUGAAGGCUGUCGAGUACCGGCCAUGCUACCCUCUUGUGUGCUGGAUCCAUACUGUCCGUAAUGGGCAGUCAUGCUUAUGGGACCCACUUUCACGUUCAAUAGAAUUAUUGGUGAUCAAUCAAUUUAAAUGCUAAACUCUAGGAUACUUAGUCAUAAAUACAGCGGGAUAAUGAAUAGUUUGUACGUCAGCCAAUGAGAAAGAUGUGCAGCAACAAAGUUAACUCAUAUAAAUAUUUUACACAAUAUACAGCUGUUUUGUAUAGGUGAUAGAAUCUAUGAUAUUUUAUUUAAUUCAUAUCCUUGAUAAUAUUCCCGUUUGCACCGGUCAGGACAUGUUUGUUUUUAUCACAGGGUCUAAUAAUCAGCCAAAACUGCCUGUAGGCGGUGCCACACAGGCACGUGUACCAGCAUUUUUCGCUUUCGGCUGUGGUUUUACCCGCAGCUUUUAAGAAAUGUGUUCACACGACGGGAAUACUAUUAUCACUGGAAACGCAGUGGAGCUGCUGGAGCCAAACCAGAACAGUAACAAGAUUGAUGCCUAUGAAGUCUUUGGCGAUGAACUGUUAGCACUUACAACUUUUGCUUUGCAUUGUGUUAAGUGUAAACGUGAGAAGAAACGCUUGUGGACUAUUAUAGUUCCUGAAUGGCGAGAACAAAGAAAGUUUCGUCUUGAACUGCAGAAUCAGAUUAAACUAACAAGAUUAUCCCUAAUUAACACUAUUUUUUUUCAAUAAAUUUCCACAUGUGUAUAUAAAUUAAAGUUCCAUUCAUUGUGGAAAUAAAAAGAUAAAUGCUAGUAAGCGGACAAGGAGGAAGAUGUAUACAACUGAGUCAAAUUAUCUAUUGUACAUUUUAUUAAUAUUUUUUUUUAUUUCUUUUAACUUUUAAUAUAAUACAAUAGUGGUUUUCGAAAACCAGCCUCUAUUACUAGUGUGACGCCGCCUUUAUGUUAUGCAGGCCAAGGACUAAAAACGGUAUUUUAUCCUUGGUUUAUACCACCUGCCUAUAAUUAGGAAAUUGAACUUAGAUGCUUAUGGAAUGUUGCUAUUAUCUUAGUAUAAUAACAUAAAGCAUGACAAAAAAAUGUGCGGAGUGUGUUUUGAGGAGCAAUGAUUGCACCGUCACAGAAGAACUACCAGAGAAUAAAUGAUGUUACAUCUAGCUAAUGUUCCGACGAUAUGUUUUUAGAACUUUACCUUACUUCAGUGAACAGUAAAUGCACGUGAUAAGUAAAAUACUUUAGGACUGUAAUUAUGCAUUAUAGAAACUCAUGCUAAAAUAAAAUAAAAAAUCUGUGCUAUUAUAGUCACUCCAUUAUUGUCUACAAGGAGCGAAUAGUAAGCUUCAGAAGAAAAAAAACAGCUAAUCUAUUAUGUAA
Homarus americanus (American lobster) is the source of this 3936-nucleotide messenger RNA. Its product is annotated as cellular retinoic acid-binding protein 1-like. Gene Ontology annotation, molecular function: fatty acid binding. The coding region runs from base 1441 to 1839 and encodes 132 amino acids. The transcript has 5 exons. Lineage: Eukaryota; Metazoa; Arthropoda; Malacostraca; Decapoda; Nephropidae. Gene Ontology annotation, biological process: fatty acid transport. Gene Ontology annotation, cellular component: cytosol; nucleus. The record is from RefSeq and is a predicted model, not a curated record.